AUGUUUCUCCUUGCUUCUAGCUUGGCUCGAAAGAUUGAGCCCAAUAUAUCUCUCUUGAGGGAGUGUGGCAUCAGUGAGCAACGCAUCGCGCAGUUGGUGGUGAGAUUCCCAGGUUGUUUAUUGCAUGCAGAAAAAUGUAUCAAGGAAGCUAUCGAAUAUGUAGAGGAGUUGGGUGUGUCACGUGACUGUAAAAUGUUCCCUCGUGCACUGUUAGCAGUCGUGACCCUGAGCAGGUCCAGGUUUGAUGCUAACUUUGCAACCCUGAUGAGCUUUGGGUGGUCCCAACCAGACAGUCUUGCUGCAUUCAGGAAGCAUCCAAGCAUUUUGAAUUUCUCAAAGAAGAACUUAUCUGACAAGAUGACAUUCCUGAUGAAGGAAGCUGGUUUUGAGCUGACAUAUAUCAUUGGCCAUCCCGUGCUUCUUACAUAUAGCUUGGAGAAGAGGUUGAGACCUCGAUAUGAAGUUAUGAAUUUUCUUGAUCAGAAUAAAUUGCUGGAUAAAGGAUAUAACCUGGUAUCUGUCGUUAAGCUAUCUGAAGAGAAGUUCAGAAACAAAUUCCUUUUCCUGCUAAGCAAGGAGAAAUUUAUUGCUCAAUAUGAUUCCUAUGUUGCUGCUGUGCAGGGAAAGCACUACGUUGUUGCGGAAAACUAG
Musa acuminata AAA Group (dessert banana) is the source of this 651-nucleotide messenger RNA. Its product is annotated as transcription termination factor MTEF1, chloroplastic-like. The transcript has a single exon. The coding region runs from base 1 to 651 and encodes 216 amino acids. Gene Ontology annotation, biological process: regulation of DNA-templated transcription. Gene Ontology annotation, molecular function: double-stranded DNA binding. The record is from RefSeq and is a predicted model, not a curated record. NCBI's taxonomy places the organism in Eukaryota, Viridiplantae, Streptophyta, Magnoliopsida, Zingiberales, Musaceae.